CCCGGCUCCAUGGCUUGGAACUACAAAUUUGCUGGGGAGCGUCCCGGUGCGCAAGUUCCAAAAGCCGCCCAGUGUCCCAGGAGUGGGAGUAACGCGGCCGCUUUCGAUCCGAAGUUCUGGGAUCAACAACCGGGGAGCCUAAACCCGGACAACAUUGGCCAGGGAGCCGUUGGAAAUUGCUACGCAUAUGCGGUGCUCAUCUUAAGGCUUCCUCCCUUAGUUAGUCUCCUUCUCCAGAAACAUCUCGAAGCCCCGACGAGACGAGAAAUAAAAAUGGCCUCCGGAGAAAACAGAUCCGAGACCACUCGUGGUCUCGGAGAAAACAGAUCCGAGACCACGAGUUGUCUCUGAGAAAACAGAUCCGAGACCACGAGUUGUCUCUGAGAAAACAGAUCCGAGACCACUCGUGGUCUCGGAGAAAACAGAUCCGAGACCACUCGUGGUCUCGGAGAAAACAGGUCCGAGAAAUAAACAUGGCCUUCUGAGAAAGCAUAGCCUUAGAGGACAAGUCGUGAGCGCUAAUACUUAAUUUUGCGAAAUUUGGAUGGAUCACUCCUAUUCCGCAACUUUCUCCAAUCGCGAUAUACGAAGUUCCGUUCUUCACGGAGCGCGGAGGGUGGAUGCCUUUGCUGAUUGAUGAUCGCAUCGCCCAUCCUUCGCUACCGUGGCAAGGAAGACUCCAGGUGAUGGCUCUCGACACUAAGCUUAAGGCUUCAUCCGGGAAUAUAUCUCCAAAAUAAAGCAUUAUUUUCUUUGACGCGCCCUCCUCUCUAAGGGUCGUGGAAAAUCAGAUCCAAGCUAGUGGAUGAUUCUCAACUUCAAGAUGUAGAUGUUGUCCUUAUUCCAGGAAGAAGAUCUAAUAAGCAGUCUGCAACGAUAGUGCUGUGGUUGAAGGCGUUAGCCAUGGCGGAGGGCACCAUGAAACAAUUCGAAGGCGGUAUCCCGGAAUAUGUUAUCCUGUUAAGGCCUCUCUUACUCAUACUAAAGUAGUGGCCCAUCACCUCUGAUGCCUUCUUCUAUACUAGAAGGGACGUCCUCGUAGGGUCAUCCCUCAAGAAGUGUAAGUGUUAAGCAAAUGCGUCCUCCCAAGAAUAUUACACGGGGAAAAAUGCAGAGGAUUUUGGUCGGCCCUUGAGGCAUUUCCACAGCAUUGCAGAGGCAUAUCGCCGUUAGAGAUGAGAAUCCACUCUGCACAGCAAAGAUCUGCUGACAGACUAAAAUUGGGGAGGUGAUGGCCAUGGUGCUGAGGUCCUCUAAUCCUGCCUCUCGGAGGCCCGCCCGAUCCGAACCACCCUAAACAACUGGGCGCAUAUGGAGUCUGGACACUCGACAGAGGCCUCAGGCUUAAGGCCUCCUCUACUCCAUCUCUAUGGGAAUCCCCCAGCCUCAUAUAAGUACCUCCCAAUACAAGGGAGACGCUGCCGCAUAUUCUUGAGGGAUUUCCACAGGGAUGAACCAAGGGAGAGGUCUAACAGAGGAGGGAUAGCGGAGUACUCCAAGUUCGUAUAUGUAUAAUGCCACUCAUUGAGAGCAAAGACAUGGGAAUGUCGUUCCACCUACUUAAAAAGAUGCGGCCAAAGAAGGGGGGCGGCAUUCUUCUAUCGACAUUCUCAAUGAGUCGACGCAUUCAGCAUAUGCUGGAGGGGACAGCUUUGCCCAGAGGAUGAAGGGCCGCGUGACCAGAAACCUCCAAGGGAGAAAAGACGAGCUGACGGACCCGCAACAGUGCAGCUGGUUCAUGGACACGCGACACGUGAUCCAGUUCCUUGUCGAGACCAGAUUUCGGCACGCUUGGCGCAAUUUUUUGCGAGCGGGCGCGUGGCAAACUUUGACCAAGGAAGAGUCGAGGGGCUUCGCGUGUGGCGAGAUUUACUUAAGCCUGGGCUAAUAUAUCAACAGCCUUUUUCUUGCAUAUGCAUUCCUUCUUCAUCACUACCUUCGCCCGACACUCGUUUCCCAGUAGGAAAGGGGUCAGGGCUGACACUGUUGGAGCUGUAUCGCCCCGCUGGUAGGCUACCUAGUAGGGGACCCUCGACACGGUAUAAGAAUGGAUGAAAAGCGCAGUGCCGUAAUCUCUCGCGUUGGCUGCCAUUCUGUCUCUGGGGUGACCAGGAAGGGGCAUAACAGGGGAAUUCACAUGGCAUCUCUUAGAUGGUUACGCUGAACUGCGACAGGGACAUACGCAUGGCAUAGCCUCUAACUUACCUGGAAGCAAACAGAGCAAAGAUUGCCACCGCAGCCGAUUGGAAGGAGUACGAAAGUGGCUUCGCAAACAGUGGCGCGGAUCCGGGCUUGUGUUAAGGCCUCACUCAAUCGAUCUUUUAGCUGAUUUAUGAAUAUCAAUAUUGAUUUAUAGUUAUACAUAGUAUAUAGGCUCCUGUCUCCAUGUGCCUUCUUUUAGUGCAUCCACCUUUUAGAUAGUUCACUUGUUGAAACUGAAAGCUGUCUCCUUCCAAGUAAGUACAAAAAUGGACACAGAGACGGAUGGGACAAAUAAAGAUGGACAACUACAAUUGUAGUGCGUUUUAUCUAAUUGUGCUUGGAUGUAUUGUGGGCACUUUUUCUUCGUCACGAAAAUUACCUACGAGGCACUGAUAAAGAGUAUCAAGAAUUAGCAAAGCCUUACUCAUCUGGCGCGGGAGAACAGCCUGCGAGCAGCUCGUUUUACGAAAUGAUGAAACGAAAUAUGACCCAUGAGCCAGAGGAUGACUUUGAAGAUAUGGAUGACGUUUUUUCCCUUCAUCUCCAACCGUACUUAGGAGACCAUAGGCUGCCCUCCUUUUUCUUCUACUUAAUAAAACUUAAACUGUAUUUAAGUAGCUUAAAAGGCAGCCUCGAUGGUGUGCCGUGAGAGGGGGGAAAAGACUGCAUCUUCCAUGUUUGUUGACGAAGAUGGGGAGGAAGCUAACCGCCUGAAAGCUCUCGCUUUUUUUCAACGAUGUGAUGGCUGCGGUGGCGAAGGCGCGGACGACGGGUGCUGUGGCGCGGCUCGUAUGGAAGCCGGAAAGAACUUCGUACCCUCGGGUUCAAUAUUUGGCUUAAGGCCCGGCGGGGAGAUGGCGAAUACGAUCCUUACCAACAACGACUGGCUCCAAAGCCUCCGGGCAAAAUUAAGGCUUCUCUUGCUAGAAGUAAUCCAUCUCACUCUUUCAUACAGCUUCCCCUUUAUAUAAAGAUGCUAACUUUGAAAAGUCCCAGGAGAUGAUAGUCAGGCAUAUUCUUGCGGGAUUCCUAUUGCAGCAGGGAGAAUGAACCAACUGGGGAUUCCGCCAGCCUACCUCACUGCAUCUAUGAGUAUAAGUUAGGGGUCCCUACAGUGGUCCCUCUCGCUACAGGGAUGAUGAGCCAACUCCUACGGGGGUGGGCCAACUGGUCUAACAAAGGCCGGCAAAGAGCAAGGACUGGGUAACGGCUGUACCGAGGACGGACAGUGGACAAGCAUUACAGAGACGGGAGAGCUUAAUUAAGGGUGGGCGAAGGAUGUUCCUGUUGCGGCCGUUUGUCUUGCCUCUCCUAAGGGGGAAAGGCAGAACAAACGCGAAAGAGAAACGCCAAGGCCCUACCUCUAGCCUAAGACGGAACCAGAUGGGGUGUGCAAGUGCGUGAUGUCAUCGGCAAACGACGAGGCGGCAAACAUGCACAUUUGUGCGCUGUUGUCUUUCUACUGUGUGGCACAUCAUACCAAGCAGAUCGGAGAGGAAGGCGCAAAGCAGAUUUCGUUACGAUACUGUAGAAUUCAGCUCCUUCACUCUAGAUUUCCUUACGCUAACUACGGUCUUCCUUACGUUAUUGGGCUAAGAGAGCAGAAGUCACAAUCACAAAAUUUGCUACUCGAAUACUCAAAGCAUUAGGCGAAUGAGCAACACAGUACUCCAGUAUCUGAGAUUAUUCCCUAGUAUACUCGGCCACUUCGUCAGCUCUUCGAAUACCAGGAACACGGCCAUCCCUCCUGACUUGUUCUUUAUCUUGAAAUAUUUAUCGUGCUCUCUGCCACUAAUCAACUACUUAUCUUCGUGUCGCCAUACAGGACUCUAUUAAGGAACGGGCAGCACGUUCCUCCCAAGUUUCUGAGUCGCCUGUCCUUCUCGUCGAGCAGUUGGCUGUUUGUUCAAGAACAGACAUGUUGAUCGCUGGCUUUUUUCGACAACCACCUAAGACUUCUUAGCUCUAAUAUCCUGUGAUGAUCUACCCACCUCCGCCAAGAAAAUGGAGGAUGACUUGCGAAUUUUUGCGAAAGAAGAUGAUGAAGGAUCAGACCCGGUGAAAGUUGGCGCCAACAACAAAGUUACGCGAGGUCCCGAGCAGGACGUAAGGAAGGACAUUCACCAAUCUUUUGCCACUAACUUUCUUCAGAUUCUCUUCUUGUUUUCCUCUUUUUUCGAAGCCGCACAAAUAAGAUGCAGAUGCAGAAGCGAAAAAAUGUCAUCUAUUGUUCUAUAGAAGUCAACUCCUUUUCUGUUUAAGGUCUACCUGGUUAGUACUAGUAGACUAGACCAGAGGAAGGAAGUUGCAGCACUCUCUUACUUCGUCCUUUCACUCGUUUCUUUUUUUAGCGAGCCACAAGGGCUCCGCUGGGCGAAUUCAUUACAAAGCGACGCCUUCCGACCUGGUGUGUAAAGGUUAUUUUAAUGUGCUGCACAUGUGCCAUAGAAAAUAAGUAGACUAUACUACACAUCCUAUUUGCAAUUCCUGACCUAGUUUGUUAUAUAGUCAGGGGCAGGGCGAUGAAAAAUAAAAUCGCUGGUCGUUGAGUUGGGUUCUUGAAGUCGUUGGGCCGUUGGGUUGGGUUCUUGAAGUCGUUGAGUUUGGUUUUUGAAGUCGUUGGGCUGUUGAGUUGUGUUUUUGAAGUUGUUGGGUCGUUGAAAUAGGUCCGCGAAGUCGUUGGGCCGGGAGGGUUUCUUAAGUCGCGGGGCCGUUGCGUUGGGUUUCUGAAGUCGUUGGACCGGGUUUCUGAAGUCGUUUGGCCGUUGAGCUUGGUUUUUGAAGUCGUUUAGUCGACUUCCUCAUUUCGUUGAGCUGAGCGAAUACAAGUAGCGCCCGGGAGAGAUUGGAAUCGGGUCUCAAAAACGGGAAACUUCUUAAAUCGGGCCCCAAAUUUUUUCGAGUCGGGUCCUAGGUUGUAUCAAAUCGGGCGCCCGAUUUUUUCCAGUGAGUCGGGCCCCACAUUUUCAGGCCAACGGCCAGGCGAACACCAAGCGCCCCGCGUCCAACAUCCAGCGCCCCGCGCCUACCACCCAACACCCCGCGCCCCACGAACAUCCAGCCCAAGCGCCUACCCAGCACCCAGCAGGAAGCAGACAACACACGAAGCACAGUGCGCAACCAACGCACACGACACACGGGAGACAGCUAGCACACCAGCCACGACACACCGGACACAGGACACAACGCAAAACACGCAACACACAGCACGCAAUAGCAACACAUGAGACACGAUCAAAACACACAGCGCGCACAGGACACACAACACAAAGCACACAACACGCGGCACAAAGUAACACCCAGCGCCAAAACAGACGCCCAGCGCAAAGCCAAACACCCAACGCCGAACGCCCAGCGCUUUGCCCGUUUGAGUUUAACGACCUGCGCCCUGCCACACAAAUAGACUCAGUAGCGAUGUUGUCUAAGGUGGUCUAUACAAGGGCAAGGAUUCUGUGUCUAAGUUUGUGGAAGGCGAGAAGGGCAAGCUGCUCCGAGACCUGAUCGUGUACAGCAGGAAGAGUAGGCUUUAAGGGCUUAGUGUUUAUCACUCGCACGUCCGCGAUAUGGUCGCGUGCGAGCAGGAUGAUAAGUAAUAAUAAGAAUAAUAUAUAAUCUUUAUCAUAGUAAUAAGACUUAUAGCGUCGCAAUCCUUGUGGGCUCUACUGAGUCAGUGAAAGCCCCCCUGAUCUGGAGGGGAAAAAAAAAGGGGGAAGAGGGCAACACACUCGACCAGAGUACACAACUACCCUACGCUAUUUCCACGAUUUAGACUAGGCACACUGCUACUACAGGGAUAUUGAGAGACGACCUCUAAAGCCUGCAUCCUGUCACUGGAGGGCUUCCCGCGGGUUCUCCAGACAUCACGGACUCCAAAGGGUCUUGCUUCUUCUGGAAGUUGCAUCAGCGACUGGCCAUCAACAGCGAGUAUCUUAAGGUCGCUACAGCCUAAUAGGCGUGCCCUUGUGAAGUGUAAAGGUUUUGGUCUCCUUCGGUUACAAAUCAUUACUAAGAAGUUGUACCGUAAGAGCCAUACUGAUACUAGACAGUUCUAGUAAUCUGUAAUUCUUCAUCAAUCUUCAAAAAUACAGUACUGAGUGUUUAGUGAUGUGUAGUUCUUCAACAUCAUCUUACGAAGAUGAACUUCUGGUAAUAAAAAUAACAAUAAUUUGAUGAAAGGUGAACAAGCAAAAUGAGUCUACAGUAGUCUGUAAAAAUACUUCGAAAUCAUCUUAAGAAGAUGAAUAACAACCCUCCUGUGCAACUUCUUCAGCAUCUUUCUAGUUCUUUGUCCUCUAGAGUACAACUACAUUAAUAAAUCUUCUGUAAGUCUUCCUCAACACAUCCAAGGUUCAUGAGGACACGACAGUAAGCUUCUGUGAUUCUUCAACAACAUCUUUCUACUUCUUUGUCUUCUAAGGUUCGCAAGUACGACGGGCGCAACCACUACGGUGGCCUGGCAGUGUACGGGAAGAGCGACUCUCACGCCACGUAUAAUAACAUCGUCAUGGGUCAUGCUUUCUCCGUCGACUUCGUGACCACGCUGGCUUUUAUGGAAGUAUUGAAGUAUUCAGUUAUAUCUUUUCCCUCAGUAAUAUUGAAGUUUUUACAUCUCUUCCCUCAGAAGUAUUCAGCAUUCAGUAAUCCUUCUGACAGUAAGAUUUUUAUGUCUUUCCUUGUUAGAAUUCAGUAACGUCCUUAGCUCUACUGUGUCUUUUCCUAGUAGGUACUUAAAAAAAAAGCAACCCACGGCUGACGUUCUGAAGCUUGUUGUAAUUACUCAUGUCCGGCGUUUAAGUGGGUUAGGGUGUUUGUCUUCCUCAACUGGCCCGAACACCUGCACACGGACAGCUAGGACAACUGUAGCUCAAGCUCUUCCAAGGGUUUCCAGUUUUAGUUUAGUCCAACAUGACCAUCUACGAGACAAUAUUUUUGCAUAGAAGUUAGUAUUGCUGACGAUGAUGAAGAUGAUGAUGAUGAUGGUUGUACCUUUACUAGAGGCGGUUGCUGUUCUUUUUAGUAUUGAAUUGCACACGACAUGUAGCCUUGAUUUUUACCUGCGUCUUCGCCUUUUGAGGACUUUCUUAUCCUUGCGUUUCUUGUCCUUUUCACCACCUGCACACGGACAGCUGGGACAACUGUAGCUCAAGCAUUUUUCUUGAUAGUCGACACCUCUAUGGCGCGCCUAUAGCUAUCUACGCUGUAAAUUGUGCGAUCUCUCGGUUAUUUCAGUUUUAGUUUGCGAUCUCUCUGGGAUGCUUGGUUAUUUCAGUUUUAGUUUAGUUCUUCCAAGGAUUUUCCUACCGAACAGCCCUACUGCAUGGCUUAUUUUUCUUCGAAGGGUUUUCCUACCGAACAGCCCUACUGCAUGGCUUAUUGUUCUUCGAAGGGUUUUCCUACCGAACAGCCCUACUGCAUGGCUUAUUGUUCUUCGAAGGGUUUUCCUAUCGAACAGCCCUAACACAUGGUUGUUCUUCUAAGGGUUUUCCUAUCGAACAGCCCUACCACAUGGUUGUUCUUCUAAGGGUUUUCCUAUCGAACAGCCCUACCAUCUUCGGGCAAAGGCUACGAGUCCGGAAUUCGUCGAUGUUCUUUUGGUGAAUGUCCUGGCUUUGCGGAACCCAUGGGGCAGAAAGGAACUAGCCGGGGGAUUCUCUUAAGCAGGCUAGAACAAGAAGUUGUUAUUCCAUCUUCAAUAGGGAUCGAUGACAUCUUCCUGGCCCCUCCCGUAGGUUUUAUUUAGCGGGGGAAAUUCCAUCUUCACACUGUGCAUCCAUCCUGGCCCCUCCCGCAGGUUUUCAAAUUAGGAUGCAGCUAGGUCUAAUUUACGCUCUCGCAAGGCGACCAGGGGUCCGGACACUGGCAACCGAGCCCAAGAGAUUAGGGCUCAAAGCAAUUCAUUUCCAAAUGCUUUUUUCUGUGUUUCCUUCUAUCUUGGACCGCAUUUCUAUACCAAUGGUGGCGCUUUCGAAGCUCUAAGAAGGUCCCGAAGUAGGCGCAGUUGACGUGCUGAUCUGGUCGCUUAACCGGUGGGGAUUUGAGUCACUGAAAAAGCCGAAUUCCGAGAAAUAUAGAAAUUUCAAUCCGGGCGCAUAUCAUAACAAAGACACCACGAAAACUUAAGGCGCCAAAAAACCCCGACUCCAUCUCUACGUGAGAGUAGAGAGCCUGCUAAAGUUAGUGCAACAACUGCGCCGGCAGUGCCUCGCGGAUUCUCGGGCUGUGCUGGGGCAUCAAGUACUUACUUGGGCGAGUGCUUAUUUUAACGGGAUCCAUCUAUCCACGGAAUGGCGAUGGGUUCAGGGUAGCUCUAAAAAACGCAAUGGCCAAAACGCGGAACGGAGUGGGUCCCAUCCUUCAGUGGUGACAUCUUUGCCAUCGACGAUAAGGCUUGGGAGAACGAGGGCAUCAAGGUGUUUCAGCUGGAUGAGCAGUGCGGCUGGAUUCAGGGUCCAAAGCAGAUGAAGUUAAGGCCGGUUAAACACGAAUUGAGCUUAAGUUACUCAGAUUUAGUCAGAUUUAGGCUUAAGCAGACGAGCAUGAGGUUGAGGCCUAGACAUUGACUCAUCUUAGGUGACAUCUUCUUUGAGUACUACUUUUGUCUAAGGGAAAGAAAACGCGCCAAAGAGUAAGAAAAGGCGCCACUUCUCAUACUCAACAAGGUGAAUAAACUGCAUUCAGAUCGCCAGGAACAGGAACGCCUUACAGCCUCAUCGGUAGGAAAGGAGCGCAAGCGCAAAAAAUAGAUGCUAUCGUCCUUGAGCGCUAGCAGAAACCUGCUAAGGGCAGGCCCAUCGAUAUGCGGCCGAUUUACAACCCUGCGCAAAGAGUUGGAAGGAAGUGCCUGCGCACUUUAGGCCCCAUCAGUAGGGGCCCCCUUGUGCCUGAGAUCCCCAAAAUAUAUGUAGCGAGUAGGCUACUCAAUCUGAAGACCGUGAUUAAUAUGAUUUAAUAAGUUCCCUCUUAUCGUCCUUAAUCAGUCGAAAAUCUGGCCCCUAAUACGGGAGUCGGCAAGCGCACACUUCCUCAACAAGGGGAUGCCAGCAGCGAAAUGGCUGAAGGAAAUUCAGGAGAGGCAGGACGCCAUGUUGGCACGCAUUCCUGCCCACUGCUUGGAUAUGGGCAACAAGUGUUGUUUUUCUUUCCUAUCUCGUAUCAGAGGACCAUCUUGAUCACCUGUAUUCAUCAGUAUCAGAGGUCAGACCAUCGAAUGGACCUGGCAUUCGGUAACUAACCUAGCUUCCGAUCUCGAGGGGUCCCCUCUUAAGAAGUAGUGCAGGCUGGAUCAAUCAUGAAAGGGGCGAGUAGAAUUUUCUCCUUUUCUUGUCCGCCACUAUGAUAACGAAGGGGGCGGAAAGAGUAGCCGUGCUUCUCCUGUGUUAAGUUAAAGAUAAGUACGUUUUUUAGGGGAGAACGAAAAUACGCAAAGGGUGGCCCAUGUGCUGGUCUCUCUGCCUACUUAGAAGACGGAAAGAGGAAAAGCACUCCUUUUAGAUUGGAACCGUUUGAGAGUUCGGCAUUCAAGUCAUGGGACUGGGUACCCUUUAGUUAAGGGUUGGAAGUUGGCCGCUCAUCUAUGAGCAUAAAUCUAUGAACUACAAUUUUUCAAGGAGGAAAAUCAUAGAUAGGAGGAAAGUCAUUGUCAUAAGUAGAUACUUGUUAUGCGAGGAAAGUCAUAGUCAUAGAUCAUAUCUAUGCAACCAAGGAAGGAUCGGUCAACUUGCAGCAUCCUGCUCCAAUGUAGCGAACUGGAGAAAACCGUGCGAUAUGAAGAGUCAGCAAGCCAUAUGACGGUAUCCGUAGCACCUGUACCCGCGAAACACUGGUCACUAUACGGCGAAGGCACCCAAAUCGGGUAAGUACUACUAAGUAAUUAAUAACUGGUAGCAAUUGCUAUAAAGUAAUUGCUAACCAGGUGAAUGCUAUUAGGCUAAUAUAAGUAAUUAUCGAAAAGUGAAAAUAUUUAGCGAGUGCGAGUUACUGACUGAAGUAAAAGAGUCUUGACUACAUUCCUCUUCUUUCAGUUGUAUCUCGGUUAUUUCAAGUACUAGGCACUUGUUGCUUAUCUCACUCUAUCGAAUAGGCUGCUGCCCUUCUUGUUGAAGGCAUUUAGAUUCUUGGCCACUAAUAUAUGAUACAGGGACGCGCGGCGCCCCCCCUGUGGCUGGCCCUGUGGUGGCGCUUGCGCGCUCUUUUCCGCGCUGCUUUUCGCGGAUUCUCAAGGUGGAAGGCGUCAAAACUUGGCGCGAGCUGCGCCGCUCUGCGUGCCCCGUAGGGAUCUCCUGGCCCCUGCUGGCCCUCGCUCGCAGGCUGGAGGCCUCCGGGGUAGAAGGUCGCCGAAGGCGGCCACUGUCUCAAGAGCAAGCAGGCCGAUGACCAAGGGCCCGGAGGGCACAGGCCACACGGCUCAGGGGGUCCAGCCUUGCGCCUUUUGCCGCUUUCGGAGGCCUUCAACGCCUGGCGCACUGCUGCGGAGGCGAAGCACAUAGGAGGCCUGCCGGGUACACGCAGGCAUCUGGGAGGGAGCGGAGGAGGCCCCUUGGACCCCUUUGGAAGCCUUUCGCCCCGGUAGACGCCUUCAAAAGGGGCCCGGAGAUCCACGCCCCCCACGUCGCCCUACGCUAGGAGGAGUCCCUCCCCUGAAUCCUGGAACAUUUUAUAGAUAUUCAGACUUUUGAUCUUGGUGUAGAUAUUUAUAUUAAUAGAGUAAGGCCAAUAACGGGUUUCGAGUUGCCACGAGUUGCUCGAGUUGCCGAAGCGAAGAGCUUCAUCGCUGGAACGAGUUGCCACGAGUUGCCGGGGGGUGUCCGCUCCAUCGAAAUGGAGCGAAGCAGGGCGGUGCGAGCACAAACCCAGCCGGUCGAAGUGGCGAAAUGCUAAGGGCGUGCUGCGUUUGUUGUUGCUCAUGAGAGGGGCAAUCGGGUGCGAAGGGCUCCUGGGCCCUUAUGCCUUUUUUCUGUAGCUUGCCAGCGCGCGCUUAUUAAAGCACAACCAAGGGGGCGAAAGGCUCUGCCCGUUGUUGUUUUUGUUUGAUGUCAGUGUCGCUGUCCUGUGGCGUGUGGUGUCGUCUAGUCGGUGACGAUCUCUCCCUUUUUUCUUCGGAUGUGUUCCCAAUAUAUCUACUUCGGGGGUGAGAGCGAGUAGCCCCCGUCUGCUUUAUAGGGCGGCGCGUCCAGCCUUGCUUGGGGGUGAGUAGACUAGAGAAAGCACCAGCGGGGGGCGGAUGUUGGAAGUGGAUUAUCCCACUAGAUUCGUAGCCUUUCUUUAGAUGUCGUGAGUAAUUAGAUGACCAAGCAAGUGGCUGAGAUGAGUCUCGAGCCCGAGACGGUUGCUUGCUCCUGUCUCAAGGGUGCACUGCGAAGAAAAUCAAGGAUCAGAGACUGACACGGCGCGCAGUGUGGUCGUACGCUCCUGCUAAGGUUUCGCGGAGUCUCAUAAAGCUGCGCCCGAAGGGCGCCGCGCAAAAAAUUAGGGUGGGCAACUCGAGCAACCCGAGCAACUCGACCCGAUACGGGUCAAAAAGUGCCUUACUCUAUUAUAAUACUUUUGGGAGGGUAGUACUGAUAUUGUCUACUUGGAGAAGAUUGUUGGCUUUGGGUGCUAUGAUAGCAUUUAGAUUUGCGGAUCAUGAUACUGCUUUUUAGAUUAAAUUUGACGUUACGGCUACAGUAUUGGAAAUCAUAAGCAUAAAAUAUUCAUAGUUUUUACCUCGUUCUUAGCUGCUCCACGCCAAGUAGUAUCUAUUGGAAAUAUGAUCAAAUAUGACUACUCCAGAGUGCCAGUACGGGACAGCUAGGAGACCUUUUAAUUAACUCAUACUCAAUUUCAACAUCUCUAUUUUAAUGAAAUAUUUUGGAAUUGGACUACAUCUUCAGGGUGGGCGUUUUUCCGCUGGAAGUGGAUGGAAAUCGGGUCCCGGCACUGCAGAGCGACGCUGGCCUACAGAGUGCACCCUCUCAGCCUGAAGCGGAGGCCGUGCAGGCGAUUUCGAAGGGUGUCGACGCGGCAGCAGAGGUCGCUGCUAUCGACGAGAACGAUGAUGGCGCGAGCCAAGGCUCUGGCAAUGUUGGAUAUUGA
Molecule: messenger RNA, 12276 nt
Organism: Amoebophrya sp. A25
Lineage: Eukaryota; Dinophyceae; Syndiniales; Amoebophryaceae
Source: the annotation of a GenBank genome assembly